Desarmillaria tabescens is the source of this 1927-nucleotide messenger RNA. RefSeq names its product origin recognition complex subunit 5 C-terminus-domain-containing protein. Gene Ontology annotation, molecular function: DNA replication origin binding. NCBI's taxonomy places the organism in Eukaryota, Fungi, Basidiomycota, Agaricomycetes, Agaricales, Physalacriaceae. The record is from RefSeq and is a predicted model, not a curated record. Gene Ontology annotation, biological process: DNA replication; DNA replication initiation. Bases 10 to 1668 code for a protein of 552 amino acids. Gene Ontology annotation, cellular component: nuclear origin of replication recognition complex; nucleus. The transcript has 6 exons.
UAUUUCCUAAUGGCCUCGAAUCCUCUUUCGUACCACCAUCACCGCCUCCGUGAAGCAUCGUUCCUCCUGCAGGCUUCACCCCCUCCGUUUAUUUUCAUUAAUGACCCAAUUUCACCCCGUUCUACUGCUCAAGCUCUUCUUGGCGCGCUCUCACUCCCUACCAGCACCACCACAUCUAUGCACCAUGUUCAUGUCAACGCCGUAACAUGUUUUUCUGCCAGAUUAUUGUUCGACGCGAUUCUAAAUGGACUCGCACGAUGGAUGCCUUCUUGGGAAGAGGGGUGCACCAACUGGUCAGGACCCAACGAUACCGGGCAUUAUAAUGAAUCGUUAGACGCGUUUUUGCGCGGCCUAAAGACGCUCUAUUCGUUCUUGCACCAUAGCAAUAGCAAUCUAUCUCAAGUGACGCGAUUUGUAAUCGUGGUUGAGCGUGCGGAACGUCUCAAGGAUCGAUUACCGGACCUCGUUGUUCCUUUGACGCGUCUUGCAGAAAUGGCACGUAUUGAUCUGGCAAUUAUCUUCAUCUCUUCCAGACGGUGGGACGAUAUGCGGCCUUCUUUUGGAGCUUCUCCGGAUCCCUACUUUGUGGACAUCGCUAUUCCUACCAAAGAAGCUUGUGUUGCAUACCUUUGCUCCAUGUUUCAGUCUUGUCAGACUCAACCAAACCUGCCUCUCAAUCCCUAUCACCCAGCCCUUGAAGGCAUGUACACGUCUUUCGCAUCAAUCCUAUGCGACACAUGUUUCCCGUUCACCAACGAUCCUGAUGAACUUGCAUAUGCCGCCGCUGCGCGGUGGCCGGGUUUCAUCCAACCCAUACUGGACAAUCAUGCAAUCGAACAGGGAAAAGGCAAUAGCAACCUCACCGAACGGGAUGAUAAUGAGCACUUAUUUACCGACGAUGCGAUGCUUGUCGACGAUGUCCACGGUUUUGUCACACCUUCGGAAGAAGUCCGCAUGCGUCUAAAUCGUUACUUUAAACCCAGUAUCACUGCUGCGCUGGAACAGCUAUAUCCCCGUUCUAGCAAUGCGCAAGACUGGGCAGGUGCUAAUAAGCCUUCUCCUGAGGCACUGGGGACCAUAUUUCCCAUUCAUCGAGCAGAUCACCCGACUGAACCACGAGUCGAUGCUGCCGUUAAAGAGAAGCUUGCAGAACCAUAUCGGAAUUUGACGAGAAUGGCCAAGUUUAUUCUCAUCUCCUCGUUCCUGGCCUCGAUGAAUCCGGCUAAGUCAGACCUGAGGAUGUUUGGCAGGGGUCUGGACGAGAAGAAACGCAAACGUCGACGGAUCACCAAGGCACCUUCUGCGAAGACCAAAAGCGGCCCUAUCAAGAUUCCUCAGCAUUUCCUUGGGCCAGCAGCGUUCACCCUUGACCGCAUGUUAGCCAUCUUGGGCGCGUUGCUCGAAGAGAACGACAACGACGACGAUUUCAGACCUUUCAAGAUUGACUUCUCGAUUCCUGGAGAGUACACUGAUAUGGAAGUUAGCAGGGUCGGUGUAUGCGCUACUAUCGUGGAUCUGACAUCGUCAAAGUUGCUCCAUCGAACUUCGCCGGCCGAAAAGUUGGAUGGACCCCCGAUGUUCAAAUCCGGGGUUUCAUACGAUGUAGUGUUAGGAUUAGCUAAAGAGUUGGACGUACCGCUGCAGGACCUGCUAUGGGAUCCUUUGUGAUCCAUCUAGGACGCAACCAUCUGUCUUCGAUUUGUAUUUUAUUCCACGGUUUUAUCAGAAUCAUCUGAUGUCUUUGUAGCGAUAUCUACUGUCCUCAUUGCCUAAACUCUUAAGAAGUGAGGCAAAGACAUCGAUAAGGUCGUGCUACCACCCAGAGAAGUUGAAACUGUAAGUUCUGUUCUCGUGGACUGCCAGGGUAGCCGUGCCGUAGUGCUUCUCGAGAAUAGAAUCGAUCGCCGGUGCUGCAGCCUAUUUCGAC